UUUCUAAAAAAAAACAAGAGAAAAGUAACUAAAGCAGACAAACCAAAUGCAAUGUAAAAAUGGAUAUUUCAUUCUAUGACUAUGUUGACUGUUAAGUAUGGGAAGAUACUAUGUUGGUGCCUGGAAAACGAAUUAUAAAAUCUACAAUGAGUCAUUCCGUUUCUGUCAUCUCUUACGCGAGACUCAUACGAUUUAGGAAUCUUGUCAAAUGCCAACACACUUUAUUAAAAGAUAACGGUAGCGACAAAACGUUUAUACUUAUUAUUAAUUCAUUGUUGAUUGUGAAAAAAUAAAGGAUAAACCGAUUAACCAGUUAUUCUAAUUUGUGAUUUAUUAUAAUCAUAGACGAAUAUAUUCGCGUGUAAACAUUAAAAUGGGUACUUUAAUUGUUACUAAGAAAAACAAUAUAAAAGUUAUUAAAUUUAAUAAACCUAAGAAGAAAAAUGCGAUCGAUUAUUAUAUGUAUAUGAAAGUGAAAAAGGAAUUAGACAGCGCCGCUGCCGAUGAAAGUGUUUCAAUGGUUGUUCUGAGCGGAACAGGAGAUUUUUACUGCAGUGGUAAUGAACUUGGAAACAAUUUAGAACUAGGUCAAGAAUUACUUUUGGAAUCAGUUAAACAUUUUAUAAAGGCGAUAAUAUUGUUUCCAAAAUUACUGGUUGCUGUUGUAAAUGGUCCAGCUGUUGGAAUUGCGGCAACAACUUUGCCGUUUUGUGACUUCGUUUACGCAUCUGAAAAGGCUUAUUUUUACACACCGUUUACCAAGCUAGGUCUUGUGGCUGAAGCAUGUUCAACAAUCAAUUUUCCCCGAGUGAUGGGAGACCGAUUGGCCACAAAAAUGUUGAUGUUAAACUACAAAAUGCCAGCUCAAGAAGCUUUGAAGUGCGGUUUAGUGACCGAGGUCUAUAAACAAGAAGAACUUGAAACUAAAGCCUGGGAAAACAUCGAAAAUAUAUUAAAUUUACCUCUGGAUUCGCUUCUUACUACCAAGAAAUUAGUUCGACAACCAUUAUUACAACAAUAUCUUGAAACCAACGAAAUUGAAAUGCAGGAAAUUAAACGUCUAGCGCAAAGUAAAUUGUAAAUUGUGGAA
This is a messenger RNA of Pieris rapae (cabbage white), 1090 nucleotides long. RefSeq names its product enoyl-CoA delta isomerase 3, peroxisomal (gene Dci). Bases 374 to 1081 code for a protein of 235 amino acids. NCBI's taxonomy places the organism in Eukaryota, Metazoa, Arthropoda, Insecta, Lepidoptera, Pieridae. The record is from RefSeq and is a predicted model, not a curated record. The transcript is spliced from 3 exons.